This is a messenger RNA of Rotaria sp. Silwood2, 1509 nucleotides long. NCBI's taxonomy places the organism in Eukaryota, Metazoa, Rotifera, Eurotatoria, Philodinida, Philodinidae. The record is from the annotation of a GenBank genome assembly.
AUGGCCGUUACACUUUUUGAACACACUGUCUAUAUGCUACGCAUUCAGUUGGAUUGUUCUUCGCAAUGGAGGACUGUAUUAACUGCAACUGGUUGUAAUCUUGCUCAAGAUGUGAAUGUUUGGAUUGAUUUAAAUGAUGAUGGAAAUUUUGAUCAAUCAGAAAUCGGAACUCCUUAUCGUUGGCCAGUGACUAGCUAUAUGGCAGAAGGCAUCUAUGAUAUACAAAUAUAUGUACCGGCACUCGGUAACAGAUAUAUUAGAAAUGGACCACAUAGAAUGCGUAUUGUUGUUAUACCGAGUGAAUAUUAUCGAAGAGCCUGUCGCUAUCAUGAAUACAACCAGACGCGAGAGUAUAUGGUCACUGUUAUUCCAAGAAUGAAAUAUUCUUCACUCGACGCUACACCCACCUCUCAGAUACCAGCCAGCGCGCCAUGUUCUCCUGAUGUUGGCAAACUCAUUCUUGUUGUAAUGGCUGGUGAGCAUCGAACACAAAUUUGGGAUGAUGAGUCAACGAGGGCUGCAUUGACUGGCAACACUCAAAAUUAUCAACACCGAGCUAUUGUACUAUAUGAAGAUACCGUCUAUCUGCUACGCAUCCAAUUGAAAUGUACUGGAUCACGAAGCAGAGAUUCUGUUGAGAAUAGCUGUAGCCUUUCUCAUGAUGUGGCUGCCUGGAUUGAUCUAAACGAUGAUGGCAAAUUUAGUGAUACAGAAAAUGCAGCUCCUUAUCGCUGGCCGCUCACUAGUUAUAUACCACAAGGCUUCUAUGAUCUACAAAUAUAUGUACCUAAUAUCGACGGAAAGAAGACGAAAAGUGGACCACAUCGUAUGCGCCUUGACGUAAUUCUAAAUGAACAACAUCGUAAGAAAUGUGGCAAGAAUUACUACAUGGAGACGCGAGAGUAUAAUGUUACCAUUGUUCAAAAAAGUAUGAAACAAGCAGGCUACAAGGUUACUCAUUGUAUUCCUGACGGUUUCGUGUGUUCAGAAGGCAGUAGUGCAAUUACUUGGGUGAAAUUAUUGGGUGAGCAAAGUACACAGAUUCGAGAUGAAACGAAAGCAUGUAGCUCAACAAAUAAUUAUAAUGAUCGAAGUGAUCUAACGGUGACAUUGCUUGACAAUACGACUUAUACUCUUCACAUCGAAUUUUCCUGUGUUCAACGAUUGGGGCAUGCAUAUUCGUUUAGCAAAGACUCAUCACUGUUUACAAAGACCUGUAUUAAUGCUCGCUAUGUUGGCGUUUGGAUAGAUUUCAACAACAAUGGUAUAUUCAAUGAAAGUACCGAUCGAAUUAUUUCUACAAGUUGGGAUAGAAAUGAUCCUUUCAUGGCUCAGCGUGAUUUAAAUAUUACCAUUCCACAAAUUGAUGGGAAGUAUUAUUGGGGCGGACACCAUCGAAUGCGUAUUGUUCUGACGCAAGAUGAAAGAAGUCGUAAUCCAUGUCAAAUUAGUGGUUAUGGCGAAGUGCGAGAUUAUACAGUACAGAUCGCACAGAAACCAGUUUAUUGA